Phalaenopsis equestris is the source of this 2251-nucleotide messenger RNA. RefSeq names its product protein WVD2-like 7. The coding region runs from base 322 to 2010 and encodes 562 amino acids. Lineage: Eukaryota; Viridiplantae; Streptophyta; Magnoliopsida; Asparagales; Orchidaceae. The transcript is spliced from 10 exons. The record is from RefSeq and is a predicted model, not a curated record.
CAAAGAAGACGGACACUGUAUAGAGAGAGAAGGCACGGGUUUCGGAAGCUCAAUCUCGUGAGACGACGGUACUCUCUUCUUCAUUGGUUUUAGCUACUAUGAUUUCAGUGAAAAUAAGAUCCACUAAGUAGUUUGCUGCAAAGAUCAAGUGGAGCACUUCCGAUCGAGCUCUGUUUCGUGUUAUUUGGUUCGGAGUGGGAGAAGAUUCCAUUGAAAUGGUGAAUCUGAGGUUCCUUCUUGAGUUAGGGUUUCGAACCCCUUCGUAAGGAAGGAGACUCGGCGGGGUGUUCUACUUUCAUAGAUUUUUCGGUCUGGAGAAUCAUGGCAGGAGAAGUUGAAGAGUGCAUUGCUCAUCAGUCUGGCAGUUUACCAAGCGGUUCCAUAUCAUUUGGAAGAUUUGAUCUUGGAUCUUUGUCUUGGGAAAAAAGGUCGACAUUCUCUCAUAACCGAUAUCUCGAAGAAGUCGAAAAAUACUCCACGCCAGGUUCUGUUACCAGAAAGAAAGAAUACUUUGAAGCUCAUUUCAAGAAAAAGGCACUUCUUCAUCAGGUUUCUGAAGAGAAUGAGAAGGGAAAUGAAUCUAAACAUGUUGAAAGCAUUGUUGUUCAUAACGAUGGUAUUAUCAAAGAUUUCGUUUUUCGUGGUAACGAAGAAUUGGUUGAAGUUUCUCGGGAUGAUAAAAAUGCUCCCUCAGUCUUAGAUGAUAGUGAAAUAUUUGAACUUCAAAAAGAGGAAAUGUCAUCAGCAGAAUUAAAUAUGGGAUUUUCGUCUUUGAACAGUGAAGAAUACGCUGAGCCAUUUAAUGAACAUUCAGCUUUUAAUGUUGUGAAAUUAGAUGAAGGUGGUUCUUUUGAGAUUGUGGAAGAUAAGGCCGUGGAUGAUAGUGGAAAUAUUGAAAAUUUGGCUGAAAAUGGAGAUGUUUCCUUAAAUAUCAUCGAGACCAAGAAAAACAAUGAGGCCGUCAAAAUGAAAAGUCAAAAGGUUUCAACGAAGAGUAGUGCUACAGUUGAUGCGAAAGCUGGAAAGUCGCAAUUUAAGGCGCAUUUGUCUAAACAGCAGAUGCCAAAGAAAGCUUCGAAGAACGGAAAUUCUAUUUCAUGCGGAAAGAUUAAGAAAGCUGACAAGCAAAAUAUACCAAUAAAACUGGAAAAAUCAGUACCUUCAAAAGUUCCAUUUCCUACGUCUGCAGAAAAUGGGAAUUUCAAAACAAUGGCUUCUAGAAAUAUGAAAACUAAAACUAGUUCAGAGAUUAAAAGUGUGGAAAGCGUAAAAGCAAAGAAGGCUGAAGUUAUGCCCCAUCUAGUUGAAAGAAGAGGAAGUGAUGUGCCCCAUCCUGUAAACAGGGUUAAAUCGAGCUCUAAGGCGGAAGAUAAGCAAAGUCCUGCUGCCUUUAAAUUUAAAAGCAGUGAAAGGGCUGAGAAAAGAAAAGAGUAUUACUUGAAGUUGGAGGAGAAGCUUCAUACUAAAGUGGCUGAGAUGAAUGAGAUUCAAGCCAGAACUGAGGAGAUAAAAGAAGCAGAGAUGAAACAAUUUCGCAAAAGCCUCAACUUCAAAGCAACUCCUAUGCCAUCUUUCUAUCUUGAAACUACAAAACUCUCUGAAGUAAAAAAGACAUCUACCACACUAUCUAAAUCUCCAAUCACUCCGAGCAAGUCCUCAACUCCUCUAACUCAGCCAUCUUCAACAUCAAAUCAACAAACACCUCCGCCAUGUGAGUUCACACACGACAAAACACAACCCAUCUCUCCUUCCAUCUCGAUCGCCACAGAAAAAGUCAGAGGUACCGAAACAUCGAACCAUUCAUCGAAAAAGCCUGUUGGUUCGAGGGGCGAAGAGAAAGUCAAGUUCAAUUCAUUGCAAAGUCAAGGUAAUGGUAUGCGAAAGAAAGUAGAGAGUAAGGGGUUGUAUGGCAAAGGUUUUAGCAGUUCUAGUAAAUCCUGUAAAUCCGAAUUUACUAAAUCCAGCCAACAACACGAUUUAGCAAAUGCGGAACUUAAGAGAAAAGUGUGAAAGUUGCCAUUUUCGGUCUCGUAAUAUUGAAGUGAAAUACAACUUAAAUCCAUUACCAUACCAUGCCGCGGAGUGGGAUAAGGAGGGUGGUUGUGGGAAAGGUGAAGGGUACUGUUCAUGUUGCCUCCCAAGUCAAAUUUGUAAGUAUAAUUUAAUUAAUUUGUUGAUGGCAGUUGGUAGAAACCUCUAAUUAUUGUACUCUAAUUGUUACAGUUGAUCUUAGGAAAUCUCAAUAUUUUUG